UUUAUCCAACACUUUUUUAAUAAAAAAACCUCGUCAUUUAUGUCAGACAAUACUUUUGCACGAAUGAUUAUGUAAAAAAAAAACACCAAAAGAGAGGAACAAAAAGUCUUAUUUGGUGUCUCUCAUUCUCAAAUCUCUCAUUGUGUGUCUGUGACUAUCUCUCUAUACAAUUCAAACUCUUCAAGAUUACUUCCUCUUCACUUUGAGAAGAAGAACAAACCAACAAAUCUCCAAAAUACACCGAACAACAUUAAUGGCGUUGGUGAGUUCAAGAGCAACGCAAGACUCAAAACCCUCCAGGGAACGGAUAGUCCCCGUCGUUUAUUAUCUCAGCCGGAAUGGCCGACUCGAUCACCCACACUUCAUUGAAGUACCUCUCUCUUCUCACAACGGUCUCUAUCUCAAAGAUGUAAUCAAUAGAUUAAAUGAUCUACGAGGCAAUGGAAUGGCUUGUCUCUACUCUUGGUCCUCAAAACGAACUUACAAGAACGGUUUCGUCUGGUACGAUUUAUCAGAUGAAGAUUUCAUUUUUCCCGUUCAUGGCCAAGAAUAUGUACUCAAAGGCUCUCAAAUUCUCGACCUUGAUAAUAACUCCGGUAAUUUCUCCGCCGUCACUCACCGGCGUAACCAGUCUUGGAGCUCUGUUGAUCAUUACAAAGUCUACAAAGCGUCUGAGUUAAACGCUGAGGCAACUCGUAAACUCUCGAUGGAUGCUUCGACACAGACUGAUGAUCGUCGCCGGAGGAAAAGUCCGGUGGAUGAAGUGAAUGAGGUCACUGAGCUGAGUAGAGAAGAGAUUACUUCGCCUCCACAGUCAGAUUCUAGCCCAGAAACCUUAGAAUCAUUGAUGAGAGCAGAUGGACGGUUGAUAUUGCUUCAGGAAGAUCAAGAAUUGAAUCGGACGGUUGAGAAGAUGCGACCAUCGGCUGUUCUGAUGCAGCUGAUAUCGUGCGGUGCGAUGUCGUUUAAGAAAUGUGGUCCGACGCUAAUGAAUGGGAACACGAGAUCUACGGCGGUGCGAGGAACAGGGAAUUAUAGGCUCGAGAGGGCAGAGAAGGAAUUAAAGAGUUUUGGAAGGGUAAAAUUGGAAGAGAAAGAGUAUUUUAGUGGUAGCUUGAUUGAUGAGAGUAGUAAGAAGGAACUUGUUCCUGCUUUGAAGAGGUCAUCUUCUUACAAUAUUGAUAGGUAAACAAAAACAUCAACAAUAAUCAUAAUAACAUUAUAAUUUGCUAAGUAAGUCACAUUUAAGAUGAUGAAUUUGGUAUUUACGUAGUUCUAAUGGGCUAAUGGCGAUAUUAAUCAACUAAUGUUGUCUUAGGAGUUCAAGGAUGGGGUUGACGAAAGAGAAAGAAGGGGAAGAGUUGGCUCGGGCUAACUUUAUUCCGAGAAACCCAAAUUCUGUGGUUGGACAACCAUAAAGCCCAUAACAAAGCCGAGGCAGGUGUUUGAUAAGCGUCAGGAGAAUAUUACAUAGAGGUUUCAUGUAAAUAUGUUGUAAUCUGACGUUUGGUGUUUUGGGAAUCUUUCAAUUUUCUAUGCAUUUUUGACUAUUUUCAUUCCUUCAAGAUUUCAAUUUUUUUGGUCAAACACUCAGGAAUCCACAAAUAAACGAUUCAAAAACAAAACAAAAAACAAUUCCAAGC
Messenger RNA from Arabidopsis thaliana (thale cress), 1643 nucleotides. RefSeq names its product UPSTREAM OF FLC-like protein (DUF966). NCBI's taxonomy places the organism in Eukaryota, Viridiplantae, Streptophyta, Magnoliopsida, Brassicales, Brassicaceae. Gene Ontology annotation, cellular component: plasma membrane. Gene Ontology annotation, biological process: regulation of cell division; specification of plant organ axis polarity; protein polymerization. The record is from RefSeq and is marked reviewed. The transcript is spliced from 3 exons. Bases 254 to 1189 code for a protein of 311 amino acids.